AUGUCGGGUGUAUCACUACCGGUGCCGGCUCCGGAUUCCGAGCCUGAUCGGACGGCCACUACCCCAUCUCCAAACUCCGCCAAACGCCACCUCCAGCCGCCAUCAGCCACCGGUGGCACUGUAAUGGGAUCCCUUCGUUUGAUUGAGUUACAACUGGUGGAAAGGAAAAUCGAGGAACUGAUUAGGACUGUUGGAAUUUUUGUGGACAAUUUGGGGAUGUUGGGAAAGGAGGAGUCUACUGGUGGUGGUGCUGAUGAUAGUGAAAGUUCUCAAGGGCCGUGCCAAGUUUCUGGUGGCAGGAAACUUUAUUGGCGGUCGGCGUCGUGGUCAUCCUCGCGGACUUCACUUCCCCCACUUAACCCUGACACUGAUAAUAAAGAUGGCUUAAAUCUCGAUGGCAGCAAUAACGGUAAUAGUGGGAUGGGUCAGCGCAUGCCUCCUCCAUUAACACCUAGAACUCAACACAGUUUUAAGGCCAGGUCUUGUCUUCCCCCAUUGGCAAUUGCUCGUAGGAGCUUAGAUGAGUGGCCUAAAGCAGGGUCUGAUGAUGUUGGUGAGUGGCCGCUUAUUUCUACACCUCGUGGGAGGAGCUCAAAUGAUGGUGGGGAGAGGUUGAAGCUUGAUUUGUCGAAAAUACAGAGAAACCCGGAUAACAAUGGCUGUGGGCUUGUGAAGAGAGAAAAGAUUGCUUUCUUUGACAAGGAGUGUUCGAAGGUUGCUGAACACAUUUAUCUUGGCGGUGAUACCGUUGCAAGGGACAGGGAGAUACUUAAGCAGCAUGGUAUUACUCAUAUUCUAAAUUGCGUGGGAUUUGUAUGCCCUGAGUAUUUCAAGGCUGAUUUUGUUUAUAAGACAUUAUGGUUGCAGGAUAGCCCGUCGGAGGAUAUAACUAGCAUACUGUAUGAUGUUUUUGACUAUUUUGAAUAUGUUAGAGAACAGGGUGGAAGGGUUUUUGUUCAUUGUUGUCAGGGAGUCUCUCGGUCCACAUCAUUGGUGAUUGCUUAUCUAAUGUGGCGAGAAGGGCAAAGCUUUGAUGAUGCAUUUCAAUAUGUGAAGGCUGCUAGAGGAAUUGCUGAUCCGAAUAUGGGGUUUGCAUGCCAGUUAUUGCAGUGCCAAAAAAGAGUUCAUGCUUUCCCUUUGAGUCCCAGUUCUUUACUAAGGAUGUAUAGGAUGGCUCCACACUCACCUUACGAUCCUUUGCAUCUGGUUCCUAAAAUGCUUAACGAUCCUUCCCCAUCUGCUUUGGAUUCUAGAGGUGCAUUUAUUAUACAUAUUCCUUCUACAAUUUAUGUUUGGGUUGGCAAGAAUUGUGAUGGAAUCAUGGAAAGGGAUGCCCGAGGAGCUGUUUGCCAAAUUGUUCGGUAUGAAAAAGCUCAGUGUCCGAUUGUAGUUAUUAAGGAAGGUGAGGAGCCUUCAUACUUCUGGGAUGCUUUCUCUAACCUCCUACCAUUGAUGGACACAUCUAGCAAUGGAGUUGGUGUUGUUGGCUCGUCAACUAAUAUUUCAACAGGGGAGAGGAAAGUGGACUUGUAUGACGUUGAAUUUGAGAUAUUUCGAAAAGCUACAAUUGGUGGAUUUGCCCCGCCUUCUGCCUCUUCUGAAGCUGAACAUGAAACACACCUUCCUGUGAGAGAAAGUUGUUGGAGUAUGCUAAGGCGUAAGUUUGUUUCUGGGAAUAUGAAAGAUUUUGCUUCUGCUUCUAAGUCAGGUGUCUCUAGAAUCUACCCUGAUUCCCUUUCGAUUGUUGAUAGUCAUUCUACAGCUAAGCAGAUACAAUCUUCUGCAAAUUAUUUGUUUUCAUCAAAGUCGCUAUCCUUUUCAUCGUCAUCACCAUCGUCAAUGUCUUCGUCAUCAUCAUCACCUUCAUUUUCUUCGCCUCAUUAUUUUUCUCCAGACUCUAUUUCCCCUGAUUCGAGCAGUAACUCAACAUAUUUUUCGGAUUCCCCUGCCACAUCCCCUUUGGCUGUGUCAUGUACGAAUCUAACGUCUUCCUGCCUGUCUAACUUCUCUAACAUAUCCCUGCACUCAUCCAAAAUUUCUCCUCACUCUGUUUCUAAAAGUUCAAAGUAUAUUGAUGUCAAUUUUACUUCAAAGCCUUUGUCACAUCCAGGGUCUUCACCAUCUGAGAAGUUACUCCUUUCCAUUGCUGAGCGGAGAGGUAGCUUAUCAAGGUCUCUCAAGCUGCCCCUGCAGGCUGAUAAUUCUCAAGGAAAAGGUGCUCCUUCGAGUGGUCUCACCAACGAUUGUGAUGGCGUCAGUGUAAGUGGUGAUGCUAUUUCAUCAAAUGAAUUGCAUAGUAGGGAAGAUGCCAUGCAGCAUAAGGGGGAGAGAAGGGAAAAUCUAGAGAAUGGAUUGCUGAUAACUUCAGGUGGGGAUGCUACUGUAGAUACAUGCCGCGAAAAAGCUAGUACGUCGAAACAUUCUGACAAACCAUGUGAACGUCUUUUGGGAGAAAAGGAUGCAGGUCUAUUGGAUAUAAUGAUAGAUAGUAGCUUAUCAUCUUGUAACUCAAUGCAACCAGUAGUAUGUCGAUGGCCUAGCUUGGAAAGGCUUGUGAGUUUUGGUACUUAUGGUUUGGAUUCCAAAUCUGUAUUCCUUCUUAUCACUCCAACUUCAGGUUCUAGCAAUGUCGAGGAUAGAAUUCUAUAUGUAUGGGUGGGUAGAUCUUUCAGUUGUGAUAGAACAGAAAUGACAUUAGGUAGCCAGAAAAGUUCAGGUAGUCUAAAAGAGAUUGAUUGGAUAAGAGUUAGUUCUGAUGUUCUUUCUCAAAUGGGAUUGCCGGAAGACGUUAAAAUUGAGAUUAUCAGGGAAAAUGAAGAACCUGAAGAGUUUCUUGCCUUGUUAAGUUCUUCGUGA
Fraxinus pennsylvanica is the source of this 2856-nucleotide messenger RNA. NCBI's taxonomy places the organism in Eukaryota, Viridiplantae, Streptophyta, Magnoliopsida, Lamiales, Oleaceae. The record is from the annotation of a GenBank genome assembly.